AUGGCCCCUUAUCCAUACAAGUUGAAAACGACAGCACCAGAUAUCCAAUACGAGACCUUCGAUGGCGCCAAAUUUGGAUACAUGUCCUGGCCCGCCCAAAAUGGCACCGAUGCAGUCAAAGGACGAGUGUUACUGAUUCAUGGUUUCGGCGAGUACACAAAAAUCCAGUUUCGCCUGAUGGACAACUUAUCCCUCAAUGGUUACGAGUCAUUUACAUUUGACCAAAGAGGCGCCGGUGUUACCUCUCCGGGAAAAUUGAAAGGUGUAACAGAUGAGCACCAUGUGUUCAAUGAUCUUGAACAUUUUGUGGAAAAGAACUUAAGCGAGUGUAAUGCUAAAGGUAUUCCCUUGUUUAUGUGGGGACAUUCUAUGGGGGGUGGCAUCUGUUUAAACUAUGCGUGCCAAGGUAAACAUAAGAACGAAAUUAGCGGAUAUAUCGGAUCGGGUCCUUUAAUAAUCUUACAUCCGCAUACUAUGUAUAAUAAGCCGACCCAGAUAAUUGCUCCGCUAUUGGCAAAGUUUUUACCAAGGGUAAGAAUCGACACGGGGUUAGACCUGAAAGGAAUCACAUCCGAUAAGGCGUACCGUGAUUUCUUGGGAAGCGAUCCGAUGUCAGUUCCAUUGUACGGAUCUUUCAGGCAAAUACAUGAUUUUAUGCAACGUGGUGCCAAGCUGUACAAAAACGAGAACAAUUACAUUCAGAAAAACUUUGCUAAAAAUAAACCCGUCAUUAUUAUGCAUGGGCAAGACGACACAAUCAACGACCCCAAGGGGUCCGAAAAAUUCAUCCAGGAUUGUCCCUCUGAUGACAAAAAAUUGAAGCUGUAUCCGGGUGCAAGGCAUUCCAUCUUCUCACUAGAGACAGACGAAGUCUUCAACACUGUGUUUUCUGAUAUGAAACAGUGGCUGGAUCAACAUACUGCAGUCAAAGAUAGCCCAUGA
Messenger RNA from Saccharomyces mikatae IFO 1815, 942 nucleotides. It is a transcript of the gene YJU3, whose product is annotated as acylglycerol lipase. Gene Ontology annotation, cellular component: membrane. Lineage: Eukaryota; Fungi; Ascomycota; Saccharomycetes; Saccharomycetales; Saccharomycetaceae. Bases 1 to 942 code for a protein of 313 amino acids. The transcript has a single exon. The record is from RefSeq and is a predicted model, not a curated record. Gene Ontology annotation, molecular function: lipase activity.